AUGCCAGGCGCAAGGGGCCAGGUGCAAGGGGCCAGGCGCAAGGGGCCAGGUGCAAGGGGCCAGGCGCAAGGGGCCAGGCGCAAGGGGCCAGGCGCAAGGGGCCAGGCGCAAGGGGCCAGGCGCAAGGGGCCAGGCGCAAGGGGCCAGGCGCAAGGGGCCAGGCGCAAGGGGCCAGGCGCAAGGGGCCAGGCGCACCUGUUUUCAUCUCCCUCUCUGCUUACCAUUCUUGUUAACCGCACGUGCUCACCUGACCUCCCUCCCUCCAUGUUAGGCCAGGCAUUGAAUCGGCCACGCUGUCGCAUCAGUGACGUUGCCAUUCUGGACGGCUAA
Molecule: messenger RNA, 330 nt
Organism: Closterium sp. Naga37s-1
Lineage: Eukaryota; Viridiplantae; Streptophyta; Zygnematophyceae; Desmidiales; Closteriaceae
Source: the annotation of a GenBank genome assembly